AUGUCUGACAGCACUCAAAAGUUAUGGGGUGGUAGAUUUACCGGUGAAACUGAUCCAUUGAUGCAUUUGUAUAAUGCUUCCUUACCUUACGAUUACAAGAUGUACAAGGCCGAUUUAGAUGGUACUAAGGUUUACACAUCUGGUCUACAAAAGAUUGGCUUAUUGACUGAAGAAGAAUUGGCCAAGAUCCAUGUUGGAUUAGAUCAAAUCAAGAAAGAAUGGGAUGAAGAUAAGUUUGUUCGUCAUCCAAAUGAUGAAGAUAUCCAUACUGCCAACGAAAGACGUUUGGGUGAAAUUAUUGGUCGUGAUAUUGCUGGUAAAGUCCACACUGGGAGAUCUCGUAACGAUCAAUGUGUCACUGAUCUAAGAAUUUACUGUCGUGAUGUCCUUAACGAGAAAUUGUUUCCUGCUCUAACUUCUUUGAUUCAAGUGUUAAUUAAGAGAGGUGAAGAAGAAAUUGAUAUUUUGAUGCCGGGAUAUACUCAUUUGCAAAGAGCUCAACCUAUUAGAUGGUCUCAUUGGUUAAGUUCCUAUGCCACUUACUUUACUGAAGAUUUGAAUAGAUUAAAGCAAAUUUUAGUCAGAUUCAAUAAAUCUCCAUUAGGUGCAGGUGCUCUAGCUGGUCAUCCAUAUGGGAUUGACAGAGAAUUCCUAGCUGAAGGGUUAGAAUUCAAUGGUGUUAUUGGUAACUCACUUGUCGCCGUCUCUGACAGAGAUUUCGUUGUGGAACUGAUGUUUUGGAGUACUUUAUUCAUGAACCAUAUUUCACGUUUUGCAGAAGAUUUGAUCAUUUACUCUACUGCUGAAUUUGGUUUCAUUAAAUUAAAUGAUGCCUAUUCCACUGGUUCUUCAUUGAUGCCACAAAAGAAGAAUGCUGAUUCCCUAGAACUAUUAAGAGGUAAAUCUGGUAGAGUUUUCGGUGAUCUAAGUGGGUUUUUGAUGAGUUUGAAGGGUAUUCCUUCCACUUACGAUAAGGACAUGCAAGAAGAUAAAGAAGCUUUAUUCGACUGUUUAACUACUGUGGAACAUUCCAUCCUAAUUGCUACUGGUGUCAUUUCUACUUUAGCCGUUCAAGAAGAAAAGAUGAAAAAUGCUUUAACCAUGGAUAUGCUAGCAACCGAUUUAGCUGAUUAUUUGGUUAGAAAGGGUGUUCCAUUUAGAGAAACACAUCACAUUUCAGGUGAAUGUGUUGCAUUGGCUGAAAACUUAGGUCUAAGUGGGAUUGAUAAAUUAUCUUUAGAACAGUAUCAAAAAAUUGAUGCCAGAUUUGCUGAAGAUUUAUAUGAAACUUUCAAUUUCGAACAAAGUGUUGAAAGAAGAGAUGCUACUGGUGGUACUGCCAAAUCUGCCGUUUUCAAACAACUAAAGAAUUUGCAAUCUCAAUUAUAG
Messenger RNA from Naumovozyma castellii, 1389 nucleotides. RefSeq names its product argininosuccinate lyase ARG4 (gene ARG4). The transcript has a single exon. Lineage: Eukaryota; Fungi; Ascomycota; Saccharomycetes; Saccharomycetales; Saccharomycetaceae. Bases 1 to 1389 code for a protein of 462 amino acids. The record is from RefSeq and is a predicted model, not a curated record.